Yamadazyma tenuis ATCC 10573 is the source of this 654-nucleotide messenger RNA. RefSeq lists its product as uncharacterized. Gene Ontology annotation, molecular function: calcium ion binding. Lineage: Eukaryota; Fungi; Ascomycota; Pichiomycetes; Serinales; Debaryomycetaceae. Gene Ontology annotation, cellular component: endoplasmic reticulum-Golgi intermediate compartment; extracellular exosome. The record is from RefSeq and is a predicted model, not a curated record.
AUGCGGUUAUUGUCAAUAUUCCUUGUUACCACGGCGGUGGUAGCCCACGGCACCAACGACAUCAAGGCGAAGCCAGAAGGCAUACUGUGGCAGGACUGGCACAUGUUGGAAGAACACCAGAUUGAACAGUACGACCCCAUCACCUUCUUCAAGAUCCACGACCUCAACGACAACGGCAGGUGGGAAACCACAGAUAUCUUAAAUAUCUACGGGCUUGCACGUGAUACGGUUGUAGGGGACGGCUCGGGCAUGGGCCAGCAUGAACAUGGCCACGAAACCAUCACGCAACAGGCCAAGGAUCACGUGGUGGAGACGAUUUUGCUGUUGAUGGCCACCAACGGUGACAGGCACAUAUCGGCCCAGAAUUGGGUUGACUUUACCUCGAGCGGCAAGCAGUUGCCCGACUUUGGCUACGGCCAGGGCCAUCACCUCGACUUUGAAAGAGAGUACGAAGAGCACCACUGGAACCAGUACCACAAAGAUCAGGAUCCUGAGGUGUUGAUCAAGCACAAAGAGGAUAUCGAACACGAGAUGUUGCACCACGAGCAUGAGAUCGAGCAGUCCCAUAACAUGGCCCCCGACAUCCGUGGGAUCACCAAGAAUUUUCAAUCGCCGAUAAAGCUUCACAAUCUUCCUGCCAAGUACACCAAAUGA